Molecule: messenger RNA, 1437 nt
Organism: Erythranthe guttata (spotted monkey flower)
Lineage: Eukaryota; Viridiplantae; Streptophyta; Magnoliopsida; Lamiales; Phrymaceae
Source: RefSeq, a predicted model, not a curated record
UUAAAAAUGGCAGCAAACGAUGUGCCGUGUUGCGAAACAAUGUUUUGGGUGUAUUUAGUGAUAUGUGUGUCGCUAGUUUGUUUUGCAGGUGUCAUGUCUGGCCUUACUCUCGGCCUCAUGUCACUCAGCCUUGUUGAUCUCGAAGUCCUCAUUACAGCUGGCAAGCCAGACGAUCGAAAGAAUGCCGAGAAGAUUCUUCCUAUAGUGAAGAAUCAACAUUUGCUACUAUGCACACUCCUCAUAUGGAAUGCACUUGCAAUGGAGGCCCUUCCAAUUUUCGUUGACGCUCUUCUCCCGGCAUGGGGGGCCGUAUUAAUUUCGGUUACGCUAAUACUUGUAUUCGGAGAGAUUAUUCCGCAGGCUGUGUGCUCCAGAUAUGGUCUUAACGUUGGUGCGAAAUUAUCGGUAGUUGUUCGACUCCUAGUCAUAAUUGUUUUCCCUUUAUCGUAUCCCAUCAGUAAGCUUUUGGAUUUGCUGCUCGGAAAGGGUCAUUCAGCUCUACUGAGGCGCGCAGAGCUUAAGACGCUUGUCGGCAUGCACGGAAACGAGGCAGGAAAAGGAGGCGAAUUAACACACGACGAAACAACAAUUAUCUCGGGAGCACUAGACUUGAGUGAGAAAACUGCAAAAGAUGCAAUGACACCAUUAUCUAGUGUUUUUUCUCUUGAUCUUAAUGCUAAACUUGACAAUGAUACGAUGAGUCUGAUAAUAAGCAAAGGGCAUAGUCGGGUGCCUAUAUAUUCAGGAACUGCGUCUAACAUUGUUGGCCUUGUUCUGGUCAAGAAUUUGAUUAAGUGCAGUCCACAAGAUGAAACUCUAAUCAGGAAUCUUACCAUAAGAAGAAUACCUAGGUUCAGUGAAUGUUUGCCGUUGUACGAUAUAUUGAACCAGUUUCAGAAAGGGCAAAGCCAUAUGGCUGUUGUGAUCAAGAGCAAUUCUCUUGUAAAGAAUAACACGGAUAUAGAAUCUGAUGCAUUGGAGAUAAACGUCGAUUCGAGCUCAACUAAUAGACAAACAGACAGAAAUAGUUCUAUACAUUAUGAUUCAGAUGAAGAAGUUAUCGGUAUAAUUACAAUGGAAGAUGUUCUCGAAGAACUAAUACAGGGACAAAUAUUUGAUGAAACCGACGAAUAUGUUGAUAUUCACAACAGAAUCAAGAUUAAUCUGAGCCCUACAUUGAAAUUGUCAUCAAAAUCUCUUUCGCCGUAUUCUUCAAUUCACCAGACUCCGAUUUCUUGCCAUCAGACAGCUACGACACGAUCGCCUCUUUCUCCGUACACUCAGUCACCGAUUUUUAGACCAAGUCUUUCUAAUUCCACUGGAAACUCUGCAUCGGCUUCUCCAGUUGGGAAUGUGGGUCCGAUUUACGGCUCUCCCUCCAACUAUCAGAUAUCUCGGAAAUCAUAUGAGAAACUAAGAAAGCCCGGAAAUUCGUAA